Molecule: messenger RNA, 4352 nt
Organism: Gallus gallus (chicken)
Lineage: Eukaryota; Metazoa; Chordata; Aves; Galliformes; Phasianidae
Gene: INPPL1B
Product: inositol polyphosphate phosphatase like 1
Exons: 27
Coding region: 334-3657 (1107 amino acids)
Biological process (GO): phosphatidylinositol dephosphorylation
Molecular function (GO): phosphatase activity
Source: RefSeq, a predicted model, not a curated record
AGUGCAGAGCGGGGACGGCGAGUGGUGGGCCUGGCUGCAGGGGACGGGCGGUGGGGGCACAGGGUGUGCAGUGCCAUGUCUGCGAGGGACGGCUGCAGCCACCCAUGAUGAGGAGCACCCGGAGCCCCAGCUUCACCCCACAGCCCCCCCAGACCCACUCCUGCUGCACUGCCCAGCUGGAGGGAUCAAUGCGGGGUACCCUAUGAGGAGGAGCUGCACAUCGCCCAUCGGGACCCCCAUGCUCUGGGCCCCCACCUUCACCUUCCUUGGCAGUCAGCCCAUGUGGGGUGGGGGACGCAACGCAGUGUAGCUGACAUUGUGCCACCCACGAGGAUGGCAGCAGCAAGCUGGUACCACCGGGACAUCAGCAGGGUGGUGGCUGAGGAGCUGCUGGCCAAGGCUGGGCGGGACGGCUGCUUCCUGGUGCGGGACAGUGAGUCCAUCGCAGGGGCGUACGCCCUGUGCCUCCUGUUCCAGCGGCACGUCCACACCUACCGCAUCCUGCCCGACGAGGAGGGGCUGCUCUCUGUCCAGACCAUCCAGGGUAUCCAGGCCAAGUGCUUCCGCAGCCUCCCCGAGCUGAUCAGUGCCUACCAGCAGCCCAACAAUGGGUUGGUGACACCUCUGCUCUACCCCGUGCACCGGCUCCGGGAAGCAGCUGACGAGGACUCUGAUGGGGAGGAUGGAAGAGGCGGCCAUGUGGGCAGCAUGGUGCCUGCCGGGGUUAAUGGGGGGAGCACGGGGCCUGGUGCUCCCCCCACCCAUCCCCACAUCUCACAGCAGCUGCAGCUGAGGCUUCAGGAGCAGGUCCACAGCAGCCCGUCCAGUGACUUCAUGGGCUUCAUGGCUGACUACCUGGCACAGCACCUGCCGCUGGACCUGGCUGCCCUGCGCAGUGGGCACCCGCAGCUGCGCCAUCUCAGUGCUGCUCUCGUCACCGCCUGCCGGGCGCUGCACAGUGAGAUCGACUUCACGCUGGCAGGGCUGGAGACUCUGGCCAGAGUGUUUGAUCCCCCCGUGUCCCCACGCAGUCCAGCCAGGGAGCAGGGUUUUUCAGCCAGCAGUCCUGAUCUGGAGCUGCUCCUCAGCAAGAUCUCAGCUGUCAACCACCUGCUCUCAUCACUGGAGAAGAAGGUGCUGAUGUCACUGCAGGACACGGUGUCACGGCACAACCUGGCACUGCCCAGCCCCGUGUCCCCACUGCCAGACACCAAGCCCAUGGCCACGCAGUGCUUCGAGGUGAAGGUGGGCAAGUCGCAGCGCGCAGCCCUGACAGUGGAUGUGGAGGAAGGCACAGUGACCAUCACCAAGAGGGGCGGUGGGUCCCCAGAGGAGGUCAUCCCGCAGGACAAAAUCCUGCAGCUGAUCAAGUACCAGAGCGUGCAGAGCAAGGUGAGGCUGGUGUACAACCGUGACCUGCAGAGGAGCCUGAGCAAGGACUUUGUCUUCCCCAGUGCAAAGAAGCGAGAAGCCUUUUGCCAGCUGCUGCAGCUGAUGAAGAUCCAACACUCCAACCUGGAUGAACCUGACCUCAUCUCAAUUUAUGUCGGGACGUGGAACAUGGGCAGCACACCGCCACCCCGCUCCCUCGCCUCCUGGCUGACCUCGAGGGGCCUGGGACACACACAGGACGAGACCACCGCCUGCAUCCCACACGACAUCUACGUCAUCGGCACGCAGGAGAACUCCCUGGGUGACCGCGAGUGGGUCGACUUCCUGCGUGCCUCCCUGAAGACGCUGAUGGCCAUCGACUACCAAGUGGUGGCCCUGCAGUGCCUCUGGAGCAUCAAGAUGGUGGUGCUGGUGAAGCCAGAGCACAAGCGGCGCAUCAGCCACGUCCACACCUCCAGCGUCAAAACAGGGAUUGCCAACACUCUGGGGAACAAGGGGGCCGUGGGUGUCUCCUUUCUUUUCAAUGGGACGUCCUUUGGUUUUGUUAACUGCCACCUGGCCUCGGGCAGCGAGAAGACCCACAGGCGGAACCAGAACUACAGUGACAUCCUGCGCUCGCUGGCACUGGGCGACAAGCGGCUCAGCGCCUUCGACCUCACGCUGCGCUUCACCCACCUCUUCUGGUUCGGGGACCUCAACUACCGCCUGGAUAUGGAUGUGCAGGACAUCCUGACCCACAUCACUAAGAAGGAGUUUGACAUCCUCCUAGCCAUGGACCAACUCAACCUGGAGCGGGAGAAGAACAAGGUGUUCCUGCAGUUCCGUGAGGGUGACAUCUCCUUCCCACCCACCUACCGGUAUGAGCGGGGCUCCCGGGACAGCUACAUGUGGCAGAAGUUCAAGACCACAGGGAUGAGGAUCAAUGUCCCCUCGUGGUGUGACCGUAUCCUCUGGAAGUCUCUCCCAGAGACCCACCUGGUCUGCAGCUCCUAUGGCUGCACUGACGACAUCGUCACCAGCGACCACUCGCCCGUCUUUGCCACCUUUGAGGUGGGUGUGACGUCGCAGUUUGUGCCCAAGAAGGCUCCUGGCACUGGUCCCGAGCCCCUGGCCUGCAUCGAGUGGGACAGCAUCGAGGUGAUCGUCAAAACUGCCAGCCGCAGCAAGUGCUACAUCGAGUUCCACUCCUACUGCCUGGAGGAGGCACAGCGCAGUGGGGAGAACACCUCGCAGAGCUGCGACGUCCCCGGCUUCCUCAGGAUGUGCUGGUCAGCAAAGCAGCUGCCCGUGCUGAACCCCAUCCUGCCCGACCUGGAGUACCUGGGUGACCAGCACCUGCUCCUCAGCAUCAAGGGCACGGAGAGCUGCGAGUCGUAUGGCGAGUGCUGCAUCGCGAUGCGGUCGAUGAUCGGCAGCAUGGCCCAGCAGUUUGAGACCUUCCUCUUCCACCGUGGUGAGGAGACGGGCUCCAUGCGGGGCUGGAUGAAGGUCCGCGUCCCCAAGGACAGGCGCAGCACCCGCGAGAGGCUCUAUGAGUGGAUCAGCUUUGAGGAGGAGGAGGAGGAUGCUCCAGCAGAGGACUCCCCGCUGUGCCCCAAGCCACUCCUCAGGAGCCGUCCCCGCAGUCUCCCAGAGGUGACCAGCAGCUACACCAACCCGGCCUACUUCAUCUUCGAGGGACUGCCCGCCACGUGGGCGUUGGGUGCAGACACACAGGAGUACAGCCCCAUGCGGGGUCCCCCCCAGACACGGGCCCCUUUGCCCUCACCCUGCAGGUCCCUGCUAAGUCCUCCUGGUGUGGGCAGGCAGAAGCGCCCCAAAUCGGCCGUCCUGGCGAGGGAUGUGCCAGAGAAGGGCGACUGCUCACUGACGGCGCUGCACAUGGCCACCUGCAUGAGCCAGCUGGAACGCAUGGCCCCCAGGGGUGAAGGGGACGGCCACCAAAUGCUGCUGCAUCAGAGCCACAGUGCCCCUCAGCCACCCCCACCACGCUGCCGGGGGGUGCCGGGGCAUAGGAUGAACGCUCACCAGCAUGGCCACCACAGAGAGUGGUGCUGUGGCAGGUCCUGCAGCGCUGGCACUGGGCCAGGCCACGCUGGAGUGCAGCAGUGCGAGGAGGGGCUGUGUGCACGUGGCUGGGACAGCACUGAGGUCUUCAGGUACCCCCCAGCCCUGGAGCUGGCAGCAGCAGGCACGGAGCAGGGCGGCACUGCUGUCCCCAGGGUCCCCAGUAGAGCCCUGCACCUGGGGGAGGAUGAGAGGUGAACCCCCUCCAGGCAGGGUGCAGGAAGCCGGAGAGACAGACCCAGUGUGUGUCCCCAGAUCUUCAUGGACACCCAGGGGGUCUCCAAUUAGUGGCUUCCUGGCACAGGGUCUCUUGCUGCAUGUGCAGGGAUGGCACUGAGUAAGACAUGCUGGGAGCUGAGGUGCUCAGCCCUGCACGCAUCCCUGCACCAUGGCAAAGUGCACAGGAGCCCCUUGGGGAGCUGGCAGCACUGAGCCCACCCCAAACCCAACACAUAAACCUGGACAGGAGGGACUGGAGAUGUCCCACGGUUGUUCCCUUGCCAGCACUGUUAGCAUCUCACCUGGCUAUGGCCAGCACCCAGAUGUGGACCUGGCCAAGCAGUAAGUGGCUGCUGCACCCUUCUGGGAAGUCUCAGGAAGUUCCUAUGGAUGUCGUGUGGAUGCUCUCGGGGCGUCACCGCAUGUCUCCAUCCUCCCUCCCGAAAGCAAUGCAAAGACCAUGAUGAGCCCUACCAGCGGGGGGGACACAGGACACAUUGAGGCCCCUCAGGACAUGGGGACCACUGGAUGUUGGGACCUUGAGGCCCUGCACGCCCAUGAGCCUGCGGGGGCCGUGUUCCCCAAGUUGCUCUGCAGCAGCUGCUCCUGAGGCUGUGUCCUAUGGGGUGCACUGCGCUGUUAUCAUUCAGAAUAAAGCCUCAGGGUUUGGAGGA